UGUCAGCAAAAAAAUAUGUUAUUAUAUUAUUAUGAUUGAUUCAAGAUCAUUACACACUUCUACAUAGACACACACACAUAGACACACACACACACACGAAGACAAAACAUAAACACAGCAACACUAUAAGACAUUCCCACAAAUGUUUUCAUUUAGACGAAGCGAGCGAAUAAACUGGCAUGUGAACAACCCACACGUGUUCUCCUGUCUGUUUCUGAGCGAUUCGUCUCCUUGUCUCCUUGUCUCCUUCGGGCCCGAAGGGAAGGCAUUCACGAAGGAAUCCAGGGUCUCUUUCUGGGUGAACCCAACAAUUUGGUGUCAGAAGUGGGAUACUGCCAACCAGUCUCUUUCUCUCUCUCUCUUUCUCUCUCCCUUUCUCUGUGCUAUAGAAUUGACCUGUGUGCAAACGCUGACUGAGUUGUGCAGCCCGGCUGACUGAGAAUCCGUUACUGCCCGUGAGACGUUGUGAACAAAGGGGGGAAGAGAUCUUGCGCCCAGUCCAGAUUUGGAACCGUGGAACCGAACCACCUCACUACAAUCCAUGAUGGUCCACAUCGCGGGUCUCAUGACAUCACUGCUCGGGGCAGGGCUACCCGCCCGAGCCUUCAGGAUCACUCCCUUGCUCGGGGCAGGGUUACCCGCCCGAGCAUUCGUGUCCGCUUCAUCUCUGCUCGGGGCAGGGUUACCCGCCCGAGCCUUCGUGGCUGCUGCAUCUCUGCUCGGGGCAGGGUUACCCGCCCGAGCCUUCGUGAUCAUUUUCCUAUUGCUCGGAGCAGGGUUACCCGCUGGAGCUGGACCUCGGGACAACAUCUUCUGGCAAUUUGCUAACUGGACUGCACGGGCUCACACAAAUGAAAGUUGUUAUGUAUGUCAUUUGAUGCCAUCCUCCACUAUUAUUACACGCCCACCUUUGCCGUUAUGCUCUGAAGCUUUAUAUUAUGCUUGGGGGCCAAAAGGCCAACCUUCUAAAUUUUGGGGCCCUUUCUGUAAUUACUCUCCUCACCCUUCUGUGGUAGCAAAGUUAAACCAGACUUCUUCAGUACAUGGCACAAAUACCCCUGACAUUAUAUUACAAGAUUCUAUUCUCACUACUCUGAAAGUAGAUAUGCCUUCUAAUUUCACUUUCCCUCAUUGUUUUAGAAUGAAUUACUCUCAAAAAAGUAAUAUUUAUUUAGGACACAUUCCUAAGUCUCAAUGUAAGCAGAUAUAUGAUCAGAAUUCCGUCACCUCUCCAUGUCCUCGCUGGAUCCCAAAUUCAUGCCGAUGUAAACCUCCGCUAACUGAUUGUACACUCAACAGUAUCGGAUAUAUCAAAAAUACAUGUAGAGCUCAUCCUAAUUGCGUUCCACCACACCCUAAUAAUUAUCCUGGUGUUAAAUUGGCAUUAAACUGGUACUGGUACUGCGGUAAUAGUAAUCUCCUUGUUUCGUUUCCCACUAAGUGGUCAGGCAUUUGCGCUCCCAUACAACUCAAAAACGCUAUCACUGCUAUCCAUCCUCUCUCUGCUCAUCGCCCAAAACGAGAUGUUAUUCAUAAUUUUCCACCCCUGGAACAUCAUCUUACUACUCGGUGGCACAGGUUUUGGACAUCAAUGUUUCCUCAUUUUGGUGUAGCUGAUCUAUGGAAGAAUGUAGAAUUAACACAUUAUCGCUUGGCCAGCUUUGUUAAUGAAACCAUUAAAGCUGUCGAUGGUAUUAGAACAGAAUUAACCUCCCUGCGUCUAAUGACUACUCAAAAUCGUAUGGCCCUUGAUAUUUUGUUAGCAGAAAAGGGGGGUGUUUGUGCUAUGAUUGGAGACAGCUGUUGCACUUUUAUUCCCACUAAUGAUAACCCGGAUGGUGAAAUAGGUGCAGCCGUACAUCAAAUGAGACAGAUUGCUCAACAAUUAGAACAUGAUGAACAUGGGGAUACGGCAGGGUGGGUGUGGUUUUCUGGACUGUUUGGUAAUUUGUCUAGUUGGUCUGCUAUUUUUUCUAUGUGUAUUCCUGUAGUGGUGAUUGUUCUUUUGUUUAUUUUUCUGGGACCUUGCAUUCUGAGAUGCUUGAUGGACAGAAUGCAUAAGAUGAUUUAUAGUCUUACCCGCAAACCUCUGCAUAGAGAGAAUAAUGUAUAUUAUCGUCCUGCUAGGGUGUAACACUAAUCUUAAUCAUAAUCUUACUUACUUACAUAUUUACUUAAAAAAUCUA
Messenger RNA from Neoarius graeffei (lesser salmon catfish), 2186 nucleotides. RefSeq lists its product as uncharacterized. The transcript has 2 exons. Bases 542 to 2134 code for a protein of 530 amino acids. Lineage: Eukaryota; Metazoa; Chordata; Actinopteri; Siluriformes; Ariidae. The record is from RefSeq and is a predicted model, not a curated record.